This is a messenger RNA of Triticum dicoccoides, 1146 nucleotides long. RefSeq names its product LEAF RUST 10 DISEASE-RESISTANCE LOCUS RECEPTOR-LIKE PROTEIN KINASE-like 1.2. The record is from RefSeq and is a predicted model, not a curated record. The coding region runs from base 68 to 1042 and encodes 324 amino acids. NCBI's taxonomy places the organism in Eukaryota, Viridiplantae, Streptophyta, Magnoliopsida, Poales, Poaceae. Gene Ontology annotation, molecular function: polysaccharide binding. The transcript has 3 exons.
AUUACUCCCUCGAUCGAUCGCCGUGGCACAGGCACCGUCCCGGUCUUCUUCCUCAGCGAUCCACGCCAUGUACCAUCUGCUCCUCCUCCUCCUCGUCUUGCUCCCCUUCGCCACGGCCGACGCCCACCCCGCCGCUUCCUGCAGCAACGCCACCUGCGGCGGCCAGAGCAUCGCCUACCCGUUCUGGCUCGCUAACUCCGGCCCCAACUGCGGCUACCCGGGCCUCGGCGUCUCCUGCAACGACAACGCCCCGAUCCUCGACGUCCAGUUCCACCAGUACAGGGUCCUGCGCAUCGACUACGCCAACCGGACCGUCUCCCUCGCCGACGUGGACGCCUGGAACACGACCUGCCCGCGGCUCAGCUUCACCCUCUCCGUCGACCCCCGCUCAUCGCUGCAGCUCACACCCUCCAACUCCAGGCUCACCCUCCUCUACAGCUGCAAGGCCGGCAUCUCCCGGCCCUCCGCCGUGAAACUCGACGGCUGCCCGGAACAGAGCAUGGCCCGGUACGUGCUCCCUGAUGACGACCGGGUCAUGGGCAAAGCGCACGCGUACGGGUGCGAGGAGGCGGUGACGACGCCGGUGCUGAUGAGCCCGCAUCGUCCGGCAAACCCGUCGCUCCGUGCGGUGCUCAGCGGUGGGUUCGAGAUGCGUUACGAUGAUCGGUCCGAGCGGUGCGGCGCAUGCGAGCAAUCCGGCGGACGGUGCCGAUACGGGCGCAUCGAGGAGCACGGCGGGACGGGCUUCUCAUGCGUCUGCGACGAUGGCGCUAACAAGCUCCGGUGCGGGGAUGCACUCUCCUUACGCUUGAAGAAACAAAAUUUGUAUAAAAUAGCAAGCACAUCGAGCGUAGUUUUGAUAUUGUUAGCAUGUUUGUUGGUCUACAAGAAAUAUAAUUCUGCAGUUUCGGGGAGUCGUCUUCCGUUCUCCUUUCAUGAGCCUGUUGAGGUUUCCUUGAGCCUCUUGACAAGUCACACCGGAUCUGGCUCAUCUAGAGGUGAUGCAGAGUUACCACGUGACGGCGGUGAUCUUCUCCGAUGAUAUUUUGGCUUGUAGGCUUCGUAAAUGGAUAAUUUGGCCCCUAAUUUGGUUUGGUGUAAAUGACAAGUGAUUAGAGGGAAUAAUGUUUACAAUAUGUAUGGCCA